Camelina sativa (false flax) is the source of this 1887-nucleotide messenger RNA. Lineage: Eukaryota; Viridiplantae; Streptophyta; Magnoliopsida; Brassicales; Brassicaceae. The record is from RefSeq and is a predicted model, not a curated record.
CUCAAACUAGUAUAUAUACACACACAUCUCUUCUCACUCCAAAUCUAAACCAAUACAUCUCAUUCCUCAUACAACAAAAACACACACACACAAAAACGUUCAACUUAACAACCCCAAAACAUACAAUGGAGAAUAUGUUUAGGCUCAUGGCAAGUGAAGAAUAUUUCUCAGACCGGCGGUGUAUUUGGGUCAACGGUCCGGUUAUAGUCGGAGCCGGUCCGUCCAGUUUAGCAACAGCAGCCUGUCUUCGUGAUCAAGGAGUCCCAUUCGUCGUGGUCGAGAGAUCAGAUUGCAUAGCUUCACUUUGGCAAAAACGAACCUACGAUAGGCUCAAGCUUCACUUACCCAAAAAGUUCUGCCAAUUACCAAAAAUGCCCUUCCCGGAUAACUACCCUGAAUACCCAACGAAACGACAGUUCAUCGAUUACCUUGAGUCAUACGCAAACCGGUUCGAGAUUAAACCGGAGUUCAAUAAAAGCGUCGAGUCUGCUCGGUUUGAUGAAACCAGCGGGCUUUGGCGUGUUAAGACAACCUCGGCGGGAGCGGAGAUGGAGUAUAUUUGCCGGUGGUUGGUGGUGGCGACGGGAGAAAACGCUGAACGUGUUGUCCCGGAGAUUAAUGGUCUCAAGACGGAGUUUGACGGAGAAGUGAUUCAUGCAUGUGAGUAUAAGUCCGGCGAGAAAUUUAGAGGGAAGAGAGUUCUUGUCGUCGGAUGUGGGAACUCCGGCAUGGAAGUCUCUCUUGAUCUUGCUAACCACAAUGCUAUUACUUCCAUGGUCGUCCGAAGCUCGGUUCAUGUGCUACCGAGGGAGAUUAUGGGGAAAUCAACAUUUGGAAUCUCAGUGAUGAUGAUGAAGUGGCUACCUCUAUGGCUUGUAGACAAGCUUCUGCUCAUCUUAUCGUGGCUGGUUCUAGGGAGCUUAUCAAAGUAUGGGCUCAAAAGGCCCGAUAUAGGCCCAAUGGAGCUCAAAAGCAUGACAGGGAAGACGCCGGUUCUCGACAUCGGUGCUCUGGAGAAGAUCAAAUCCGGGGACGUAGAAAUCGUACCCGCAAUCAAACGGUUCUCGCGUCACAACGUGGAGCUCGUAGAUGGUCAGAGGCUAGAUAUCGACGCAGUGGUUCUCGCCACCGGUUAUCGCAGCAACGUCCCUUCUUGGCUUCAAGAAAGUGAGUUCUUUUCGAAAAAUGGGUUUCCGAAAUCGCCGUUUCCAAACGCUUGGAAAGGGAAAUCGGGAUUGUACGCGGCCGGAUUCACGAGGAAAAGAUUGGCAGGAGCAUCAGCUGACGCCGUUAACAUCGCUCAAGACAUUGGAAAUGUGUGGAGAGAAGAGACCAAACGACAGAAGAUGAGAAGAAAUGUGGGUCACCGAAGAUGCAUCUCAGUUGCUUAAGCCUCAAGUUAGGGAUGCAUUAACCAAAAAAGGAAAUAUAUUAUACUUUAUUUAAUUUGUAAAAAACAAAAAUACAAAGAGUGAAGAAAAGGCCCUCCCUCUCCUGAAGUCCCUGACAGUGUUUUUUUUAUUACACACCUGUAUGGGCGUUUUGUAAAAUUAGGAUGACGUGGCUCUCUUUUCUUUUUUUCUUUUUUUCUUUUUCGGAAUAAGUUUAGUUUUUUUAUAAUACUCUUUGCAGCAAUUAUCAUCUCUAAAUUAAUUUUCUUCAUCUGGCAUUGAAAGUUUGAAACAACAAAUACACUCGUUAACAGGCUCAGCUCAUUAUAAAUUAGCCCAGAGAACGGAGGCCCAACUUCGUGGAUUGCGAAUGGGAGGAUGUUGAAGAUGGCAGCUCGGUCCGUUUUAAGACGUCUACUUUGACCUCAAAAGUUUAAUUCAAAAGUUCAAAGGCUUUUUUUUUUUUUUUUUUUUUUCUAAUCAUUUUUCUUCCGAA